AUGCAUGAUCUACUCCCAUUGGCCAACGAGUGGGCCUUGUUGGACGCGUUAGGACUACUAAUCGAGGAUGAAAUAUACUUACGUACUAUGUCCGUUAGUCUUGAUCCUGGCAAUCCAUGGUGCAACGAGAGCAGUAUCUCGACAAAUGGUACGACAUUCUUUGACUGUGGAGACUGGGUUUCAGGACACUUGGUAGUCAUGAACACAAGCUCUCCGCUAGCAGGAUCUGUGUUCGAUACGUCUCGCGACCAAACAGUUAUCGCUCAUCUCCGUGACCCUAGGGAGUAUUUAAAUAUCACACAAGAUCUCCUCAACGAUGUCUUAACGAUCAUCGCCAUCUCCGCUAUCUCCCUUGGGGCCUGGUGGGAUAUGGUACCCAUCACUACUACCCGAUACGAAAGCACAUAA
This is a messenger RNA of Alternaria arborescens, 408 nucleotides long. RefSeq lists its product as hypothetical. Bases 1 to 408 code for a protein of 135 amino acids. NCBI's taxonomy places the organism in Eukaryota, Fungi, Ascomycota, Dothideomycetes, Pleosporales, Pleosporaceae. The transcript has 2 exons. The record is from RefSeq and is a predicted model, not a curated record.